Messenger RNA from Austrofundulus limnaeus, 2913 nucleotides. RefSeq names its product WD repeat and coiled coil containing (gene wdcp). The transcript is spliced from 4 exons. Bases 155 to 2356 code for a protein of 733 amino acids. The record is from RefSeq and is a predicted model, not a curated record. Lineage: Eukaryota; Metazoa; Chordata; Actinopteri; Cyprinodontiformes; Rivulidae. Gene Ontology annotation, molecular function: kinase binding.
UGCUUCCGAGUCAUUUUCAGUGGCAGCAUGGAGAUGCAUGGUUUUAACUAUUAAAAAUGAGAAGUAAAUUAAGAAAAAACAAUUCUAUUUAUGUUUUCGUGGAUUUCGGAUGAACCGUUGGUGAAAUCUUAAGUGCUUCUUUGCUGCUGCCAGGAUGGAUCUUGGGAAGGCAAAGCUGCUUAGGACUGGACUSAACACUCUCCACCAAGCCAUUCACCCUGUGCACGGGAUUGCAUGGACAGACGGCAAGCAGGUCUGCCUAACGUCCCUCCACUUCAUCGGUGGCGAGGUGAAGUUCGGAGACACCAACGUGAUCGGCCAGUUCGAGCACGUUUUCGGACUCUUCUGGGGCCCGCUGUGCUGCUCCGACUCCCCCGCGCUGCUGGCCGUCCAGCACAAGAAGCACGUCACGGUGUGGCAGCUGCAGCUCAGUGCCCUCGAGCAGAACAAGCUGCUGUGCACGCAGACCUGCGAGAUGAGCGAGCCGUUCCCGUUGCUCUCUCAAGGCUGCGUCUGGCAUCCCAAACUGGACAUUCUGGCCGUGCUGACCAAGAGGGACACAUCUGUGUUGUUUUCUGUCAGGCUGGACAACAGGAGGAUUAAGGCAGACAUCAAAGGUAGUGGGCUCAUUCAUUGUGCUUGCUGGACCAAGGACGGGACACGCCUGGUGGUGGCGAUAGGCAGCGCGCUUCAUUCUUACAUUUGGAAUGACAUCCAGAAGAGUUUAGUGGCCUGCUCCUUCUGCCCCAUCUUUGACGUGGGGGGCUACAUUUGUGCCAUUGAAGCCACGGGCGAGGCUCAGGUGGCCGUGGCUACAGAGCUGCCUCUUGAUAAACUAUGUGGGUUGAACGCUGGGAUAGCUUUCGACGUGCCAACAGAGUCCCCACAAGGCCAGGGCUCGCACGUGCUCAUGUCAGAUGACGAUAGUGUUUUGGAUUCGAGGAGGAGAUCAUUCGAAUCCGAGAGGUCUUUCCUCCCCACGUCAGGCCCUCUUGAUCUCACCCACCUCCUGGCGAGGCACCGCCGCUCGGACCCCAGCCCCCUGAUCCACUUGUGUCGUCGUGACACCGUGACGGGAUCCGGCCAAGACAGCUCGCACCUCGUUUUGGUUAGCUACGAGCGGAAGGUCACCACCACCCGCAAAGUCAGCAUCCCGGGGAUUUUGGUCCCUGACAUCGUUGCUUUUGAUCCCCGCGCCUCCACACUCGCAGUGGCGUCUAAUACCUGUAGCAUGGUGCUUGUGUACCGCAUCACUGCCUCUGCAAUGCCCAACGUCCAGCAGAUCUCUCUGCAGCAGAACGACAGACCCAAAGGAGUCUGUUUUCUCAAUGACAAGGUGCUGCUGGUGAUGGUGGGGAGACAGAAGUCCAACGACCCUGCCUUCCUCCCAUCAUCCAACACUGAUAAAUAUAUCCUUCGCCUCAUAGCCAAAGAGUUGAUAUAUGACGGAGGGACGCCUAUCACACCAUCCCCCUCCUCUACCAACCACGAGACUUCUUCUAAUUUCUGCGCAGGGAUUAGGAGGCACUCAGAGCACCUGUCAAAGGAUGACAAAGAGCAUCCAGGGAUAAAGGACUUGGUACUGCCUGGAAGGGGGGUAGUUUGUUCACCGGGGAACAGGCGUCGGCUGAUCAAGGAGGUCAAGAACACGGAACCCGGCCCCAUCACCGGCUCUGCAGAGCUCACGGAGCGACCCGCGUCCAGCACGUCCUCCAUCACCGUGGAGAACUUCGACAUGGACCACAUCAACCGAAUGGCCAGCCUGGCGGUUUCCGGUCAGGCCAGCAGGGACUCGAGUCGGGCGAGUUCCCCUCGCUUCGAGUCGUCGGAGAAGAUCCACACGGAGCCGACGUUGCCUCUGUCUGAGAAGACGUCCGUCCCGGUCAAGGAGCGGGGCGUGGAGCAUCUGGUUCACAGCAUGGAACGGCUUUUUACACGCUUUGCAGAUGUGCAGCAGUGCCUGGCAGAAAUCAAGGACUAUACGCAGAAUGGGAGGAAGGUCCCGAGUGCGUACCCUAACGCAAGUGAACCUCCAUAUGUCAACGUCACAUGCCAGAGGCAGCUGUCAGAGAACGUGUUCAUUGAUGAGCGGAGGCCGGUGCUGCUGUGUGACGGGAAGCUGUGUCUGCGUGUCCUCCAGGACCUCUUUAACCUCACCGUUGUGGAGAUGAUGUAUGGACCAUUGUGGAUUGUACUUGUGGCAGAUGCAGAAGGCUUUGUGCCACUGGUGUUUAAGCCCAAAGAAGAACUUGUGGUGCGGAACGGCAAGAGGAAAUCUACCUUGCGAGCCCCUGGAAGUCCAGAUAAUUCCUGUCCAUCCAGUCCCACCACAGCUACAGAGGCCUCUAUAUCCUGAUCCAAACCUCUGAGGAUGGACUAACAGAGGGGUUUAUCCCCCAAAACAGUCAAAACUGGAACAAAGCAGUUGGAAAAAUGCAGUGAACGUGAAUCCUUAAAUUUGCUUUUUGUAUAGAAAAGGAGUGAUUUCGUUAAAACAAAUGCUGAUUCAAAAGUAGUAUGUACAGACCAAUGAGGAUUUUAUUUUUUUCCUCUUGUUAAAUUUUUGAGAUGCGGUUGUUGAAGUCUGCUACAGUGCUGGUAGCCUUCCAGCAAUGAUGCUAGUGUUGGAAACAUUUCUGACAUGUUUUAAUCAUUCAUAUGUUAGACAAAAACAGAGAUAAAUCUAUGAUGUCAAGCUGUUUUGUUCUGUUUGUUUUUAAUGAUGCACAGCAAAAUCGCAAUUUUCGUGCUUUUACUCAUAAAAUGUUGCUUCAUAGUUCAUUAUCAAAUAUUUCAAGCCAAAUUUAAGAGCAGAAAGCCUAAAAACUACAUACAUGUCCAUAAAAAUUACUUUGUCUUGCUCAUAACUUCUCAUUGGUUUAUUAAAACUUAUGGACACGUGCAUCAUCACUA